Molecule: messenger RNA, 12031 nt
Organism: Coregonus sp. 'balchen'
Lineage: Eukaryota; Metazoa; Chordata; Actinopteri; Salmoniformes; Salmonidae
Source: the annotation of a GenBank genome assembly
GACCCAGAUCAAUUUCACUGUGGCCAUCGAUUUCACUGCAUCUAAUGGUAAGUGAUUCUAAAGGCUGUAUGUGUGUGUGUGUGUGUGUGUGUGUGUGUGUGUGUGUUUGUGUGUGUGUGUGUGUGUGUGUGUGUGUGUGUGUGAGAGAAAGAGGGCUAGAAUAAAUUGUGAUGCUCUUCCACUGUCUCACUUCUGAGGAUACGUAAAGUGAGAGAGAGUGAGAGACAGAGACACACACACAAUGCAAUUAAGGGUAUCUCUCUUUGUCAAUUACAAAUGGUGUGCAGGCUCUAGAGCAGUGGAAGUCUCAACCUAUUGUUCACCCAUCUUGGAAUACCUGAGGGUCAAAUGCCGACCCUUCUACCUCUCUCUCGUUUUCAUUUUUGGUGUUUAUUUGAAUGCUGUGUACUGUAUAUUCCACCUCAGGACAACCACAACAACAAGUGGCACUUGACGAACUGUAUGAGGCUAUAGACAAUGAGGAAACCAUGCAGCCGGAGUGUGCUUUUCUUGUUACCAGUGAUUUUAAUUCCGCGUCACUAGGACACUUGAUGCCCAACUUCUAUCAACAAGUCUCCUUUGCCACUAGGGGCGAUAAAGACCACAGUUACUCAACCCACAAGCAAGCAUACAAGACCUUUCCUCAUCGCCUCUUCGGCAAAUCAGAUCAUGACUCUGUACUCCUGGUUCCUGUUUACAAACAAAAGCUCAAACAGGAAGUAACUGUGACGUGCUCCGUAGAAAAAUGGCCUAGCGAACCAGAAGCUAUGCUGCAGGACUGCUUUGCUACCGCUGACUGGGACUCCGCCGAUAGCAUCGACGAGCUAACCACCUCCGUCAUCAAGAAAUGCAUUGCCGACGUCAUCCCCACAGUGAAGAUUUACUGCUUCCCCAUUCAAAAACCCUGGAUGAACACAGAGGUGCACACUAAGUUAAAGGACAGAGCUACUGCUCACAGGGCUAUCGCAGCCAACCCUGAGGCUACGGCUGACGACACAAACGCAUACAAGAAGUCCCGCUACGACCUCCGCAGAGCCAUCAAACAGGCAAAAGGGCAAUAUCAGAACAAGGUGGAAUCCUAUUAUAGACGCAUGUGGCAGGGGCUACAGUACAUUAUGGAAGGAUUAUACAAAGGAAGACCUAGCCAUGAUCUGCCCAACGAUGCCUCUCUACCAGACGAACUCAAUGCAUUUUAUGAAUGCUUCACCAAAAACAACACAGAGCCCUGCAUGAGGGCCCCCGCUGAUCCAGAGGACUGGGUGAUCUCUCUCUCCGAGGCUGACGUGAGUAAGGUUUUUAAACAGGUCAACACUCUUAAGGCCGCAGGGCCAGACGGUAUUUCAGGGCAUGUCCUCAGGGCAUAUGCUGACCAGCUGGCAGGCAUCUUCACAGACUGAUUACCUUCAUUCCUUUUCCCCAAAACUGCUUUGAAAGGCUGGUCAUGGCACACAUCAACUCCAUCAUGCCAGACACCCUGGACCCACUCCAAUUUGCAUACCCCCCUCAACAGAUCCACAGACAACGCAAUCUCAAUCACACUCCACACUGCCCUCUCCCAUUUAGAAAAUAUGAAUACCUAUGUGAGGAUGCUGUUCAUCGACUACAGCUCAGCGUUCAACACCAUAGUUCCCUCCAAGCUCGUCACCAAGCUAGGGACCAUGGGACUGACCACCUCCCUCUGCAACUGGAUCCUGGACUUCCUGACGGGCAGGCCUCAGGUGGUAAGAGUAGGUUUGCUGAUGACAUGCUGGUGGUAGGCCUGAUCACCAGCGGCGAUGAGAGCCUAUAGGGAGAAGGUCAGGUGGUGUCUGAGAAAGGCCCGAAAAAUUGCCAGAGACUAGCCACCCGAGACAUGACUGUUCUCCGUGCUCCCGUCCGGCAGGCGGUACCGGUGCAGCAAGGCUCAGACCAACAGACUCCUAAACAUCUUCUAUCCCCUGGCCAUAAUACUAUUAUAUGGCUAACAACUACUGCUCUCCCUCUCCCACAGACAAGCCACACUGACUCUAUGUCAAUCCACAGGUCUCUACCCACUCAGAAUCACCUUCACUGUCACGCUUACUCACACGUACACACUCACAAACUCAUUACUAACGCCACACUGCUGCUAAAAUUAUUAUUGAUUAGAUGUAUUACUACCACUACAUUGCUGUUCAUUGAUUGCCAUUAGUAUUUAUCCUGCUACUGGUCACUAUUACUCUUGUUUACAUUACCAUUAAUAUAUUCCGGCUAUCAGUCACUUUUCAGGCCUGUUUACAUGUAUAUCCACCCAUCAGGCCUACAUUUAAAUUGUUUGUCUUUUAGCAGACACUCUUAUCCAGAGUGACUUACAUGAGCAGCUAGGGUUAAGUGCCUUGCUCAAGGGAAAAUUGACAGAUUUGUCAUCUAGUCAUCUCGGGGAUUCAAACCAGCCACCUUUUAGUUACUGGCCCAACUCUCUUAACCGCUAAGCUACCUGCUGUCCAACACUGACACUCUUGCACACACACACACACACACUCACAUUAACACCCACACACUAAAACUUACAUACACACACUCACCACCACUCACCAUUUAUACUACUGCCAUACUGUUUACUAUUAUUAUUAUUAUUUAUCCUGCUACCAGUCACUUUCUCCUCAUUUCUGCCAUGUAUAUACAGUCGUGGUCAAAAGUUUUGAGAAUUACACAAAUAUUAAUUUUCACAAAGUCUGCUGCCUCAGUUUUUAUGAUGGCAAUUUGCAUAUACUCCAGAAUGUUAUGAAGAGUGAUCAGAUGAAUUGCAAUUAAUUGCAAGUCCUGCACCUACUUUAAUUGAUGUAAAUUAAUAUGUAAUGCUCCGUUGAGAAUACAUUGUAGAAUAUCUCUUAAAGGCAGAUUUUUUCAUUUAGUUUGGGAAGCCAAGAUAAAACGGAACUGUUUUCAACUGUAGAAAUAGGUUGUCAGAAAUGGCGUGUCCCAAGAGUGUGUGUAUAUGUGUUCAAAUGUGCGUAUGGGUAGGCUUGUACCGUAUGUGUGGGCUGACAACCGUUGUCCCCUUGAUCUCAAAGUUUGAGAUGUCUGUUUUCUCUCUGGCAUGUUUUCCUUAUGUUGCUUAUCAGAGGUGUACCAGCAGGGCAACCUGCCACAACUAGAACAAUGCAUCCGUACACCUCUGACAGUUAGUUCCCUGAGAAGGGAUGGGGAAGAUGGCAUUUGCUCUUCACAUUGAAAAUGUGUGGGGGGGUGAAGAAACACUGCCACUUAUCCAGUUUAUUGACAUUGUGGAUUUCUCAGAGGCUCAUAUUUUGAUGUGUCAUACAUAGUUAUAAGUAGUCCCGUCUUGUUUUGAUUUGAUCGGUAUGAAUCCUUAAAUGAUUUGGGUUUAAAUGUGAAGAAUGGGAUGUUGACAUUUCUAUUACAUAUGACUGAAACUGGGUUGCCUCAGAAAAAGUAUUUGAAAUGUAGUCAUUGGAAUAUUGCCCUCAUUUAAGACUCCCUAUAGAUUAGCAUUUUUUGUAUUGUUCCCAAGACUUGAUUUCAUCUGUAUGAUGUAAUCAAAUGCAUUAAUCUGAAAUAUGUAGCAGCGAUGAUCAUGAGUGGAUGAUUGCCAAAAAGUUUCGCCAUGAUGAUGUUCGGAAAUAUUUUUAAAGGUUUGAAAAUUGGAGUAAUGGCUGUAGAUGUGGAGAGCAGUAGCCACUGUGUGCCAGUAGUAAGGAUGGCCUUGAAAAGUUGCUUCAGUUCUAAUGUUCCUUGCAGCGGCAAACAUGCCACAGUAAGGUAAUUGGAUUGCUGGUUAUUUCUGUACCUAAAGUCAAGGGUGGCUGGGAGGUAGUGUAUCUUCUUUAAUGGGAUCUACAUGUAGGCCUAUUACAUGUUAUAACAUACUUUGACAAAGUAUUGUACUUUGAUUAUGAUUAGUCUCUAUCUACCCCAUGAUCUGCUAUGUAGAGGGAUUCUCCCAUCUCUCCCUGUUUACAAUGUUCACCCCACUGUUGCGCCUUCUGGACCAUCUGCCUUUUACAGCUGAGGUAGAAGAGUGGGAUACGACUUGUAGCAUGUUUGAAAAAAACUGUAAUUGAACUAUAUAUAUUAUGAAGCUAAUUUAUCAUAUUUCCGUUGCCUUCCUGCAUCAGUAUUCCUGAUAAUUCUCUUCGGAGUGAAAUUAAUGGAGAAUCUUCUAAUAUAUGUUUGAGGAUGAAUGAACAAAGACAUAUCGCUGUUGACAUCAUUAUGUAAAACAUAUUGUUCUAAUUGAUAUAUUAAAGCCUUUUUCAAUUUGGCGUCUGUGUGCUGCCAUGUAUGAUUUAAUAUGUUUUGGUUAUGUCCUUUUUUACUUUAGUCAUCGUACUUUUGGGCAUCUGUUUGAGCCAGGUGAGGCACAGAUUUGCUAAUCUUGAUCACAUGGUGGUGAGUAUUUAGGCCUAGUUGGGAUGCAUAGUGAGAUGUCGAUCAGUAAUUAUGCACAGUCUGACUGGAUCGUUUCCUAAAGUUGAUUCAGCUGCGGGAUCGGGGCACCACCAGUGCAGAGCUUACUCAGGAAUGGCAGCAGGCAGGUGUGAGUGCAUCUGCACGCACAGUGAAGCGAAGAAUUUUGGAGGAUGGCCUGGUGUCAAGAAGGGCAGCGAGGAAGCCACUUCUCUCCAGGAAAAACAUCAGGGACAGACUGAUAUUCUGCAAAAGGUACAGGGAUUGGACUGCUGAGGACUGGGGUAAAGUCAUUUUCUCUGAUGAAUCACCUUUCCGAUUGUUUGGGGCAUCUGGAAAAAAGCUUGUCCGGAGAAGACAAGGUGAGCGCUACCAUCAGUCCUGUGUCAUGCCAACAGUAAAGCAUCCUGAGACCAUUCAUGUGUGGGGUUGCUUCUCAGCCAAGGGAGUUGGCUCAUUCACAAUUUUGCCUAAGAACACAGCCAUGAAUAAAGAAUGGUGCCAACACAUCCUCCGAGAGUAACUUCUCCCAACCAUCCAAGAACAGUUUGGUGACGAACAAUGCCUUUUCCAGCAUGAUGGAGCACCUUGCCAUAAGGCAAAAGUGAUAACUAAGUGGCUUGGGGAACAAAACAUUUACAUUUUGGAUCCAUGGCCUUAAUCCCAUUGAGAACUUGAGGUCGAUCCUCAAGAGGCAGGUGGACAAACAAAAACCCACAAAUUCUGACAAACUCCAAGCAUUGAUUAUGCAAGAAUGGGCUGCCAUCAGUCAGGAUGUGGCCCAGAAGUUAAUUGACAGCAUGCCAGGGCGGAUUGCAGAGGUCUUGAAAAAGAAGGGUCAACAAUGCAAAUAUUGACUCUUUGCAUAAACUUAAUGUAAUUGUCAAUAAAAGCCUUUGACACCUAUGGAAUGCUUGUAAUUAUACUUCAGUAUACCAUAGUAACAUCUGACAAAAAUAUCUAAAAACACUUAAGCAGCAAACUUUGUGAAGACCAAUACUUGUGUCAUUCUCAAAACUUUUGACCACGACUGUACCUCAAAUACUUCAUUAUCCUGAACAUUGUACAUUUGGUACUGCCACUGACCCUGUAUAUAGUGUUGUGACUUAACAUUAAUCUGAUGACUAUUAUUUUUUCCAAUUAACGAACUAUGUUUAAUUGUUACCCAAUUAAAUUAAUCAUGUAACAAUUAACUCAUUAGGAUUUGGGGCACCAUGGAAGAGGUUGUUUAAAGAGUUACCAUCUCCCGAAUUAAACUCUAGAAGGUAUAUAUAUAUAUUACAUCGAUAACAGUCACUUAUUAAUCAUUACCUCAUAUCAUAUCAUCAUUCUGAACGUUGUAUACUCCUUGUAUCUGCAAAAAACCCAGCUUUACUGAUAAUUCCGUACCACACACAUUUGUUUAAUUAUUUAUUUACUAAGUAACUAAAUGAUAACACAGGAUACACACACACACACGGUAUAGGUUAUUGAUUAGAAACUGAAUACGAUGGAAACAGGACCCUAGCGGACUAACAACAACAUGACUGCUUGUUUACCAAAAGAGGGAGGAGUAGAGAGAAAGAGAGCAAGAGAGACAGAAAGAGAGACACAACAUUUAUACAUUUGGAAGCUACCCUCACAGUAAUCAUAAUACUUUGCACAUUAACCGCCGCCCGUUUGGAGUAAGAAAUCAUGAAUGUAUUUACAUUGGAUUUCUUCCUUCAUCGUUUAUCUCUGUUGGACUCAAGCCUUCUUGGGAAGGGGUCGGUUGGGCCUUUUCUCGAACUUUGAGUGUAAGGCUCUGAUUGUUCACAAGAGGUCACAAUGUCCUUCUUCUUAGUUGCCCGUGGCUUCAAUGACUGGUCAUGUAGUCUGGGAAAAAAACAACAUGGUGGUGUUUCCUUUCACUCGUUCUGAAGAGUGGUCCUCUGAAGACAGCUAAUCAGCCAUGUCGAUGAUCCCCAGUUGGGUGAUGAGAGCAGUGUAGUAGACGAUGGUUUGAAGAGAGUAACAGGAUGGUCCGACUUAAAUACACUUUCCUAGAUACAGGACUUAGAACAGCUAAUCAGCCAUAACAUUGACUGUUAGAGAGGUGACUUUGUCGUCUUCACCUCAUGUUGAUUUUCAGGGUUGUAACCAAUAUAGAGACAUGAGCUACAGCUCGAGUCUUUCUGGUCUGAUAUGUUAAUUCUUAAGUCAUCCUUUUAUACACUCUGGUUAAAAGGGGCAUUCCGUCAUGCGGACACACUCUCUGAGCUCCCUCGGGGCGUGGCUAAUUACUUGUGCAAAGCAUUCUAUGAUCUCGUCAGAACUAAAAUCACAUUCCUAUCUUAACAAAAAUGUAAUUCUUCAUAUUUCCUAUACAUCAUAAAAGAUGAAAACUUGACAUAUAUAGUGUGUAUACUUUUCAAGUUACAGUAUUUUCUUGAGACUAGUUUUAGUGACAUCACAAAAUAACAAUCCAUAAGAUAUGAUCAUUCGUUAGAUCCCCACUGACCAUUCCCCACGUUCUUCUGUUAGGAAUAUUGUUCCGGUAUUCACUUUUUAGACGUUAGAGCUUUGGGCGGGAAAAAGUAUCUGCAGACAAAGCAUUCCUUUAGCAAAUACUGGAGGGUCAGGAGAGAAUCUUCUCCUGCAUAAAAUUUAUGACAGGGUGUGAAGUGUCAAAAAAAAACACACCAAUCCCUCCUCCCCUCUGCGGGUGAGAGGGGUCUGGUAGAAGUUAUCCUUUCUAAACCUGAUCUGCACAUUUGCAACCAGAACAGGACAGUCAUGACAAUUGCUUACAUUCAUAUUUUUUUUCUUUCUCCUAUUUUCUAUUUCUCAUGUUUAUUUUUAUUGUUUUUAUUAUUUUCUUAUUUGUUAUACUAUUUUGAUAUUGAAUACUGCACUGUUGGGUAGGGCUAGCAAGUUAAGCAUUUCACUGUACUUGUUCUUGUGACAAAUAAAACUUGAAACACACACUCAAAACCUCAGUAUUCCUCCAUACUCUACGUGUCUCUCUGGGUCUGGGUCACCCCCUGCCUUUCUUCCUGAGUGCCUAUUGUCAAUACCACCAUGCUGUCCCUGAAGUGGCUGCCACUGUGCCCCAGAAUAGCACUGCGUCAGAGCCCAAAUGGCACGCAAGAUGGCUGAAUACACCCUCCUUACCACAGUCUAAAAGGCCACACUUAAGUCUAAUCACUCCACUUAUUUGGAGCCUCUAGCUCAGUAGUUCAUUUUUGAUUUCCUACCCUUCCAUUCAGCUCCUAGCCUAUCAGAGUAUUCCUUCCUAUUCUCAUUCAUUGUGUGACAGGGCUGGUGAGAGCAGGCAGUAGUUUAUCUUUGAGGGGUUGAAGAGAAGGAGAGUUCUGAAUCAUUGUUAUUUUUUAGCUGUAUUUGGGUUAGGGAUGAACUGGGAUGUGGACUUGAUGUUAAGUUUCAGACAGGAAACGCCACAUAUUUGUUUAACCAUUUAUUAGAAAAGAUUGCAAUACAUGCACUUACAUUAGUCUUGGCGUUAGGCUCUGCUCCUUCGCUGUAGCUCACUGCCAGAGCAUACAAUGGGGUCUGUAAUUAUUGGAUCCCUUGAUAAAAAUGAGCAAAAAAGACUAUCAAAUAAAUAAUACAAAUACUGAGCUAUAUUGUAUGCAAAACAAUUAUAUACACUGCUCAAAAAAAUUAAGGGAACACUAAAAUAACACAUCCUAGAUCUGAAUGAAUGAAAUAAUCUUAUUAAAUACUUUUUUCUUUACAUAGUUGAAUGUGCUGACAACAACAUCACACAAAAAUUAUCAAUGGAAAUCUAAUGUAUCAACCCAUGGAGGUCUGGAUUUGGAGUCACCCUCAAAAUUAAAGUGGAAAACCACACUACAGGCUGAUCCAACUUUGAUGUAAUGUCCUUAAAACAAGUCAAAAUGAGGCUCAGUAGUGUGUGUGGCCUCCACGUGCCUGUAUGACCUCCCUACAACGCCUGGGCAUGCUCCUGAUGAGGUGGCGGAUGGUCUCCUGAGGGAUCUCCUCCCAGACCUGGACUAAAGCAUCCGCCAACUCCUGGACAGUCUGUGGUGCAACGUGGCGUUGGUGGAUGGAGCGAGAAAUGAUGUCCCAGAUGUGCUCAAUUGGAUUCAGGUCUGGGGAACGGGCGGGCCACUCCAUAGCAUCAAUGCCUUCCUCUUGCAGGAACUGCUGACACACUCCAGCCACAUGAGGUCUAGCAUUGUCUUGCAUUAGGAGGAACCCAGGGCCAACCGCACCAGCAUAUGGUCUCACAAGGGGUCUGAGGAUCUCAUCUCGGUACCUAAUGGCAGUCAGGCUACCUCUGGCGAGCACAUGGAUGGCUGUGCGGCCCCCCAAAGAAAUGCCACCCCACACCAUGACUGACCCACCGCCAAACCGGUCAUGCUGGAGGAUGUUGCAGGCAGCAGAACGUUCUCCACGGCGUCUCCAGACUCUGUCACGUCUGUCACAUGUGCUCAGUGUGAACCUGCUUUCAUAUGUGAAGAGCACAGGGCACCAGUGGCGAAUUUGCCAAUCUUGGUGUUCUCUGGCAAAUGACAAACAUCCUGCACGGUGUUGGGCUGUAAGCACAACCCCCACCUGUGGAUGUCGGGCCCUCAUACCACCCUCAUGGAGUCUGUUUCUGACCAUUUGAGCAGACACAUGCACAUUUGUGGCCUGCUGGAGGUCAUUUUGCAGGGCUCUGGCAGUGCUCCUCCUGCUCCUCCUUGCACAAAGGCGGAGGUAGCAGUCCUGCUGCUGGGUUGUUGCCCUCCUACGGCCUCCCCCAUAUCUCCUGAUGUACUGGCCUGUCUCCUGGUAGCGCCUCCAUGCUCUGGACACUACGCUGACAGACACAGCAAACCUUCUUGCCACAGCUCGCAUUGAUGUGCCAUCCUGGAUGAGCUGCACCACCUGAGCCACUUGUGUGGGUUGUAGACUCCGUCUCAUGCUACCACUAGAGUGAAAGCACCGCCAGCAUUCAAAAGUGACCAAAACAUCAGCCAGGAAGCAUAGGAACUGAGAAGUGGUCUGUGGUCACCACCUGCAAAACCAGUCCUUUAUUGGGGGUGUCUUGCUAAUUGCCUAUAAUUUCCACCUGUUAUCUAUUCCAUUGCACAACAGCAUGUGACAUUUAUUGUCAAUCAGUGUUGCUUCCUAAGUGGACAGUUUGAUUUCACAGAAGUGUGAUUGACUUGGAGUUACAUUGUGUUGUUUAAGUGUUCCCUUUUUUUUUUUGGAGCAGUGUAUAUACCGUGCCAGUCAAAAGUUUGGACACACCUACUCAUUCAAGGGCUUUUCUUUAUUUUUACUAUUUCUACAUUGUAGAAUAAUAGUGAAGACAUUAAAAACUAUGAAAUAACACAUAUGGAAUCAUGUAGUAACCAAAAAAGUGUUAAACAAAUCUAAAUAUAUUUUAUAUUUGAGAUUCUUCAAAUAGCCACCCUUUAACUUGAUGACAGCUUUUCACACUCUUGGCAUUCUCUCAACCAGUUUCACCUGGGAUGCUUUUCCAAAAGUCUUGAAGGAGUUCCCACAUAUGCUGAGCACUUGUUGGCUGCUUUUCCUUCGCUCUGCGGUCCGACUCAUUCCAAACCAUCUCAAUUGGGUUGAGGUCGAGGGAUUGUGGAGGCCAGGUCAUCUGAUGCAGCAUUCCAUCACUCUCCUUCUUGGUAAAAUAGCCCUUACACAGCCUGGAGUGGUCAUUGUCCUGUUAAAAAACAAAUGAUAGUCCCACUAAGCCCAAUCCAGAUGGGAUGGCGUAUCGCUGCAGAAUGCUGUGGUAGCCAUGCUGGUUAAGUGUGCCUUGAAUUCUAAAUAAGUCACAGACAGUGUCACCAGCAAAGCACCCCCACCAUAACACCUCCUCCUCCAUGCUUUACGGUGGGAACUACACAUGCGGAGAUCAUCCGUUCACCCACACCGCGUCUCACAAAGACACGGCGGUUGGAACCAAAAAUCUCCAAUUUGGACUACAGACCAAAGGACACAUUUCCACCGGUCUAAUUUCCAUUGCUCGUGUUUCUUGGCCCAAGCAGGUCUCUUCUUCUUAUUGGUGUCCUUUAGUAGUGGUUUCUUUGCAGGAAUUCGACCAUGAAGACCUGAUUCACACAGUCCCCUUUGAACAGUUGAUGUUGAGAUGUGUCUGUGACUUGAACUCUGUGAAGCAUUUAUUUGGGCUGCAAUCUCUGAGGCUGGUAAGUCUAAUGAAUUUAUCCUCUGCAGCAGAGGUAACUGUGGGUCUUCUAUUCCUGUGGCGGUCAUCAUGAGAGACAGUUUCAUCAUAGCUCUUGAUGGUUUUUGCGACUGCACUUGAAGAAAUCUUCAAAGUUCUUGAAAUGUUCCGUAUUGACUGACCGUCGUGUCUUAAAGUAAUGAUGGACUGUCGUUUCUCUUUUCUUAUUUGAGCUGUUCUUGCCAUAAUAUGGGCUAUCUUCCUUGAAUGAGUAGGUGUGUCCAAACUUUUGACUGGUAGUGUAUGUAUAUUAUAUACAGUGCCCUCGGAAAGUAUUCAGACCCCUUGACUUUUUUCACAUCUAGUUAUGUUACAGCCUUGUACAAAAAUGUAUUAAAUGCCCCCCCCCCCCCCCCCCCCCCCCAAUCUACACACAAAGCAAAAACAGGUUUUUACAAUUUUUUGCUAAUUUAUUAAAAAUGAAAAAUAUAAAUAUCACAUUUACAUAGGUAUUCAGACCCUUUACUCAGUACUUUGUUGAAGCACCUUUGGCAGCGAUUACAGCAUCAAGUCUUCUUGGUUAUGACGCUACAAGCUUGGCACAUCUGUAUUUGGGGAGUUUCUCCCAUUCUUCUCUGCAGAUCCUCUCAAGCUCUGUCAGGUUGGAUGGGGAGCAUUGCUGCACAGCUAUUUUCAGGUCUCUCCAGAGAUGUUAGAUCGGGUUCAAGUCCGGUCUCUGACUGAGCCACUCAAGGACAUUCAGAGGCUUGUCCCGAAGCCACUCCUGCAUUGUCUUGGCUGUGUGCUUAGGGUCGUUGUCGUGUUGGUAGGUGAACACUACAAUACUCAGGUUUCCUGUAUGAACCUGCUGCGCUUGAUUUAGUUGAAACAGCAUUCCAGCCCCCUUUCUCAACAAUGAACAAAGUGGUCAUACUGUAUAUUGACCUCUGCCUUCUUCCCCCUCCCUAGGUAACCCGUCCCAGUCCACUUCUCUACACUACAUGAACCCAUACCAGAUGAAUGCAUACGCCAUGGCCUUGAAGGCUGUAGGGGAGAUCAUUCAGGAUUACGACAGUGAUAAGAUGUUCCCUGCCCUGGGCUUUGGAGCCACGCUGCCCCCGGAUGGACGGGUCUCACAUGAGUUCCCCCUGGUGAGUCAAACACAGAGCCCUUUGUGGUCACUUGUUACUGAACUGAACUGGACUGGACAAGAUUGAACUGGACUGGACUUGAAUUUACUUGAUUCACCAAAUUCAGCGAAUGAUGGUCCACUCCAGAAAGAAGAUCUUGAUUUAUUAAAUACAAGAGAUUUUACCCUGUUGAUUGUUUCUCCUCUCCAGAACGUUAACAUAGAGAAGCCCUACUUUAAUGGUAUAGAUAAACUAUAGCAAACUUUUUUAAACCUGUUGAUUGUUCUCUUGUUCUCCUCUCCAGAACGGUAACAUAGAGAACCCCUACUGUAACGGUAUAGAGGGCAUCCUGGAGGCCUAUCACGAGAGUCUGAAG